Molecule: messenger RNA, 873 nt
Organism: Rodentolepis nana
Lineage: Eukaryota; Metazoa; Platyhelminthes; Cestoda; Cyclophyllidea; Hymenolepididae
Source: the annotation of a GenBank genome assembly
AUGGACCCUAUUUUACUAGGCUUGACGUGUAUACUAUGUGCCGUUGCGUUUUAUUUACUGUUUAUUGAGGGAAAAUCUUGGGGAAAUUCCCAGAGAGCCGAUCGCAGGCAAGGAGCAUCUAAUCGACGUCGUCCAGCAAAUGCAGCGGCUCGUAGACAUCAACAGCAAAGGGCGGCUGCUCAGGCUCCACGCCUGAUGACUGAGUCUGAUUUCGAAUCUCUCAGCGAAAAUAGUGAUAGUGAAUCUUCAGAAACGGAUACCGGCAACUCACCCACUUCAGAUGCUCCCAAAAAGAAAAUCGGCACAAAGAAGGCCCAAAAAUUAGCCGAGAAACAACGCAGAAAAGAAGAGCGGGAGGCAGAGGAAAAAUACCGUGAGGCAAUGCGAAAGAAAGAAGAUGAGGAAAUCAGAAAGAGGAAAGAGGCUGUGGCGAAAGAAGAAGCUGCUGAAGCAGCUAAGGCUGCAGCUGAGGAAAAACGACGUCUUGAACAGGAGGCUCGUGAACAGAUUGAAUAUGAACGGUUAAAAUCCACUUUUUCCAUAGCAGGUGAAGGUGUAGGUGUUCAACAACUUGAUGAAGAAGCAGAGGCCCAAUUGAACCUGGAGUUCAUUGAAACCAUUAAAAAUGCCAAGCUUAUUUCCUUGGAACGCAUUUGUGUAAAAUUCGAUAUGAAAACUGAUGCAUGUGUUGAGAAGAUCAAAACUCUGCUUUCUGAGGGAUCAUUGAGUGGUGUUCUCGAUGAUCGUGGCAAAUUCCUCUUUAUUGAACCUAGCGAAUACGAAGCAAUUGCAAAGUUUAUUGAACUUCGCGGGCGUGUAACAAUAGCAGAGUUGGUUGAACACGGUAACAAGGUGAUCAAGGCUAGAAGUUAA